AUGGCUCUAGAAUUUUUAAGGUGGGAACUUAUUGUGUUGGAAGAAAGAGUUCGAAUUCAAGAAAGGCGUAUUGAAAGAAGGAUUUUGAGAGAUGAACAAAAUCCUUUUGAUCUCCCUCUCGAUGAAUUUAUAUUCAUGUUCCGCAUAAGUCCCGAACUAGCAUUUGAUGUAAUAAAUGCUAUUAGGCCUUUAUUGCUUGUUCAACGUACUUCAGGGAUAUCUCCAGAAGUGCAAUUCCUAGUUACUGUUCAUUUCUACGCUCAAAGUUACCAAAGAGGUUUGGGUGGUAACUCUAUCCUCAACAUAAGCCAGCCAUCUGUAAGUCGAUGUAUUAGUAGGGUCACAAAUGCUAUAAACCAACGUCUUUUGAGAAAGUGGGUAAAAUUUCCAAUGACAGCUAUUGAGAGACACAAAGCUAGGGAAAAAUUUGAAGCCGCGCCGCAACCUUUUGAAGGCACUUUAGAAGCAAUUGACUGCACGCAUAUUAAUAUUCUCGCUCCUAAUGUCCAUGAAGAGGCAUACGUUAAUCACCAUGGAAAUCAUUCGCCCAAUGUCCAAGCAAUUGUUGACCCGGAUUUAAAAAUUUUGAAUAUCAAUGCAAGGUAUCCUGGCCGCAACGAUUCGUAUAUAUGGAGUAUGUCUGCCGUACGACGUAGAAUGGAAUUUCAUUAUAACAAUGGUGAACGUCGUACAUGGUUAAUAGGUGAUGCUGGAUACCCAUUAGAACCAUGGCUUACGACUUCAUUACCUCAUUAUCCGGAAGGUACACGCCAAUUUGAAUACACCAAAAAUCUUUGUAAGGCCAGAGAUGUGGUAGAACGAUUUUUUGGUGUCUUUAAAAGUGUUUGGAGGUGUCUUUCGUAUCAAAGAGUACUUACGUAUGCCCCUGAUAAAGCAGGUAGAAUAGUAAAUGCUUGUGCCACACUUCAUAAUAUGCGGAUUCAUUAUAAUUUACAAAUUCCUGAAGAAGAGUUAGCUAUUGAAGUUAUUGAACAAAUUGGUCAAAAUAUAAAUGAUAACCUAGAAUUACCUUACAUUGAUCAGCGAGGUGGUCCCAGAGCAGUGGCUACACGAAUACAAAAACAAAUUCUUGAUCGGUUUAAUCAUUUAAGAGAUGGUGAAGAUAAUUAA
Molecule: messenger RNA, 1131 nt
Organism: Rhopalosiphum padi (bird cherry-oat aphid)
Lineage: Eukaryota; Metazoa; Arthropoda; Insecta; Hemiptera; Aphididae
Product: putative nuclease HARBI1
Source: RefSeq, a predicted model, not a curated record